Racocetra fulgida is the source of this 763-nucleotide messenger RNA. Lineage: Eukaryota; Fungi; Glomeromycota; Glomeromycetes; Diversisporales; Gigasporaceae. The record is from the annotation of a GenBank genome assembly.
AUGACUGCUGAUCACACAACUCCUUACGCAAUUUAUGGAUUUUUUCGUUCUUUUAGAGGCUCGCUGCCUGACGAGCAAGAUUUUGAAGACUUUGUCUCCACUUUGACCAUCACUCCUUUACAUGCUGUAAUUGAGAAUGUUGUUCCAUUUUUUCGUCGUUCGACCGAUCCCGACUUGCUUACAAGGUUUCAAGUGAUGAUACGUCAAUGUGAACAAAAUUCGGCCUUCGAAAGUACUUUUAUGAGGGUCUGUGAUGCUUUGGAUAUGCUUCAGAGGGUUGAAAAAGCUUUGAGAUUUGAUAAACGUUUGAUGGAUGAGUAUUUACGUGCCAUGCAAUUUGAUAAUGCCUCCGCUAGCCAUCAACAAGUGUGGAAUGGUCUGCAAAGAUUUUUGAACGAAGAAUGCGAUCCUCACACGAAACGAAGAAUGGAAAGGGUGUUUGCUGAACAAAAAGCUAGUGAUGAACUUGUUGCUUACUCCCUGAUUGGUGAUGAUGCUUUAUAUAUAGAAAUCCUUGAAACUCUUCAACUAAACAAUCGACAAAAUCUACCGUGGGAUACUGUUAUCGAUAAAAUUCAAAGAAUCACCUCCGAAAAAAAACCUCAAGCUUGGCCAAUGCUUAGCAAAUUUUUGAAUGAUGUACAUAGUGGCCAUGAUGUGUCAACAUAUUCUGUGUGUUGGGAAGAAUAUCUAGACGAUGACAUCGUCGACGAUGAAGAAUAUGAACCAGAGAAUGAUUUCUCCGUAAUUGAGCAAAAGUUCA